AUCAAUAACGAGGGUCACUGCCGGCGGAUGCCUCUGAUAUGGAGUUGAAUGAACCGGUCGCGUGUGGAGCCAAACCCCCGGACCGGCUACGCCGUCGCGUUCACGAUCGGGUGCGGCUCCUUGUCCCUGCUCCCUCAGCUGCGCCUCGCUACGCCUCAGUCUCACCGAGAUUUCAACGGCAUUGUCUCGUUCUAUAUGACGAAAUGCGCCAUCAACCGGCGGCCCUCGAGAUCUGGGGCAAUUGCAUCAUACGAAAACUCUCUGGGUGCCACUUGAUCUGUCGGUUUUACUUCUCUGCCUCUUGUUGACUGCUUUGUAGUGGCUGUUUAGUCAUUGUGGCCACUCGCGGCUUGAUGAUACGAGUACUCGUACAGCUUAGUCCCGCAUUUCAUCAAUGACGAUACAGGUACGCCCCCUACAAAAUAAUUGGAGGGAGGGAUGAAAUAUUCGGGGACCGCUAGGGAGAAUAUCAAUAAAUUCCCGAAGGUGAAUAAAAAUUGCCCCAGCAUUUCAACCUGGGACUUUUGCCGGUUUUAGACACGACACACCCCUGAUCUUCCGGGCUCAUCCACAUACAUCCACGAUCGAGAGAAACAUGGUCAAUAGCCCGAUUGUGAGUUAUCCACUUGUCGUAGGGUGUUCUCCAAAUAGCCGAUCACGAUCUGCAAGUCAUGAUGGCAUUAGUCCCACUGAUCACGUUUUGCUGGGUCAUGAUCAACAAUCCCAUCGCCAAUAAUGCUCGCUUCUCCAGCCUGUUAUGUUGUCGAUAGCGGGCAUUGCAUUCGCUCUCCUUCCUUUGUUUGUAUGCUGUUUGUCGGAGCAGUAUCUCAUACAUAUCCACUCCUCGCUCCGUUUUAUUUCAGAAGCAAUAGCUAGCCAAUUGACAAAGCUCGGAGAAGAGGGAUGCUUUGAAACGAGACAUUAGAACCG
Trichoderma virens Gv29-8 is the source of this 930-nucleotide messenger RNA. RefSeq lists its product as uncharacterized. The transcript has a single exon. The record is from RefSeq and is a predicted model, not a curated record. NCBI's taxonomy places the organism in Eukaryota, Fungi, Ascomycota, Sordariomycetes, Hypocreales, Hypocreaceae. The coding region runs from base 39 to 308 and encodes 89 amino acids.